Messenger RNA from Cooperia oncophora, 426 nucleotides. Lineage: Eukaryota; Metazoa; Nematoda; Chromadorea; Rhabditida; Trichostrongylidae. The record is from the annotation of a GenBank genome assembly.
AUGUUUCUGGUAAAGUGGAUCGCCAUUGGCGGAGUACGCCCACAAAAUCUCUUGUUCGUACCUCAAAAGGCAUACUUCCCGUCCGGAGGCAUCACUCUGCGACAGCAACUUGUCUAUCCUCUCAAAGCUCUUCCUGUAGAAAAAGGUAAGGCCGCCAUCUAUAUAUUGGUGGAAGUGAAUGAUAUUAGAGCACGAGGAAGCCUAGCUUGUUGGAGAGCAUGUGGCUUCUCUAUUCAGUUUCCCCCGAAUGUGAGAAGCUCUCUCGCCGGCGAAUUGCAGCGGUUGUCACUUGCACGAGUGUUCUACACUAAGCCACGAAUUGCUUUUCUUGAUGAAGCAACGAGUGCGAUCGGAUUUGAGCUGGAAAUGCAGCUUUACAGGAAGCUGCAAGAGGUAGGAAUUUCUGUGCUGUUGUCUGGACAGUAA